AAUUGGAAUUUUUUGUUGCUUGGCGCCCGAAAAGAAUUUGUUGUGGCAAAAUGUCAGAGGAAACAGCCGCAGUGGUGGUAGCCCCCUCCACUCUUACCACAGCCCAGAAGUCACGCAUUGAGCGCAAUCUGGCCAAGGCCCAGAAGUUGCGAGAGGCCAAACUCGUCUCGCAUCCUUAUAGGGAACUCGGCAAAAACCUUGGCGAUACUCAACUAGAGGAAGGGCCGAGUCAGGGCACCUCGGUUAUCAAGGUGCAGGGCACCAAAUACAUCGACAGUGGCGGAGGCUUUCUGCUGGAGCAGCCUGUGUUGCCCGCGGCGGGAGCUACAGAAAAGCCAGAGGAUGGCGCAGUUCCAACUAUCGUGGACGAUGCCAUUGCUAUACCGGUGGUGUACGAGGAGUGCCUCGAUUGCGGCGAUCCGUUUGUCGACUCAUAUCUGUUUAAUAAUUUUGGACACUCGGUGUGCGACAAGUGCCGGGACACCGAGGAGCGCCACUCGCUCAUCACCCGCACUGAAGCCAAGGCCGAGUAUCUUCUGAAAGAUUGUGACUUUGACAAGCGCGAACCGCCGUUGCGCUACAUUAGCCGCAAGAAUCCCCAUAAUGUUCGCUGGGGAGAGAUGAAGCUCUACCUGCACUCGCAGGUGCAAAAACGGGCCAUGGAGGUGUGGGGCAGUGAGGAGGAGCUCGUCCGUCAACACGAGGGACGGGAAGAGAAACGUGAGGUAGGAAAGGCCCGGAAGUACAACAAACAGAUGAAGCAGCUCCGCAUGGAGGUCCGCAGCAGCAUUUAUACCAAGAAAACGCAUGCCAUACACGAGCACGAAUUCGGGCCGGACACCUACAAUGAGGAAGAGGACGAGUAUACGCACACCUGCCUCACCUGUCCCUACACCGAAUCCUACGAGAAGAUGUAGAAUAUCCUGUCGCCACACCUAAGAGGAAAACCCAUAACUUCUUCACUUAAGAACUUAUUUCGCCAUAGUUUGUAAGACCCUUGAAGGGAAACCUUUUGAUUUUUAUUUAAAAAUGUAUUUGAAUGCUGUUUUACCGCCAAAUGAAUGAAAUAUAUUGGAAAUUGCUAAUAUCUUUAA
Molecule: messenger RNA, 1094 nt
Organism: Drosophila persimilis
Lineage: Eukaryota; Metazoa; Arthropoda; Insecta; Diptera; Drosophilidae
Gene: Xpac
Product: DNA repair protein complementing XP-A cells homolog
Exons: 2
Coding region: 51-917 (288 amino acids)
Biological process (GO): UV-damage excision repair; nucleotide-excision repair, DNA damage recognition; base-excision repair
Cellular component (GO): nucleotide-excision repair factor 1 complex
Molecular function (GO): damaged DNA binding
Source: RefSeq, a predicted model, not a curated record